UGUUUAAAUUUUUAUUCACUCGCUUCACUCUAAUCAAGAGUUCGUCUUUUGUACAUUCAAUAAAUUUCAUCGAGGGUAGAAUGCAUCUGGCGGAGCCGUUCUGAUCUUCAACCGAGCAUGGAUAAUUUAUUGGUCGGACCGGCUUCGACAAGAUCAAAGGCUGUAGCUUGGUUCACCUCGACCAAUGAUCGGCUCAACCAGUGUGUCCAACAAGUCAGGAGCGUUAAUAUUCUUUCUAGACUUCAUCUAGAUUGAUGGAAGUAUCUUCUUUGGCGAGCUUUUGCAGAACUUGGAUGUGAUUAAGCACACCAUCCAACGGAGCAGCGAAACGAUGGUAGACACUUCAGAGUUUGAUCCUGAGCUUGUUCUUUCUCCCGAAUUCCCUGAGUUCGCAUGCGGAACGGGCCCCCUGCAGACAAACACCAAAGAUAACAUUGAACAUAGAUGUAGUUGGGGCCUGCGCUUGGGAAAUGGUGGUUGUGAACGAGCUUAAAUGGGUAACACUUUAUUCAGGUCUUGCCAGCAUUGGCCACCCUGUUUUCGUUUUCACACUUGCCAAAUGGUUUUAAUCUGCCAGGUUUGCAUUAGGUAUGUGCCCGUUGCAUCUUUCGGCUGUUUGGGAUACGAGGAGACAUAUAUUCUUGCUCCUUGCUCUCAUCUUCGAUGUUGAGUUCAGUUCUUGGAGAACAAAGACAUGCGGAUGAAGACAUGGUAGACAUUGGUUCUGAAGAACAUAAAAACCCAAUCAGUCUGCCUGCUUCUGAGGUAUCAGAAGUUGAUGCCGUGCUUUGCACCCUUUGUUUAGGUAUCUUGCAGUUUACCUAUUGCGAUGACAAAGAACUGGUGGUGAAAAAAAGUGCCAAAGAUAUGGCUGUUGCUAUUUCUGAGCUGCUAAAGCGAGAGUGGCAUCAGAUUGAUAGCUUUUCUCUUGAAGUUUCCAUACCUCCAAUUCUCCUUGAAAAUGAAAGCUCAGUUUGGUUGUACAUGAAAAGAAAGUAUGGGUCUGAACUUUGUUUCCAAGGGAAGUUACUGCCUCAAUGUAUAUCUACUGUGGAAGCCUUGAUAUUGUGUUUAGCAAAACCUCUUGAAACAUUGUUGGAUUGUAAAUCAGGUGUAAGUGAUAUCCGCAUCUGUUUGACCUUCACGCACUCUAAGGCAUCGAAAAUGGUUCAUAGCAUUGCAGUGAGCAAACAUGGUUGUAAGAGAACAAAAACAGGCAUCGAAAACUGUAUAGACUCUGUUGAUGAUUCUGUAGUUGGAGACAUUGAAUGCUCUGAUUUGGCUGAUGUGACCAUUCAAAGGUCUUUUGGUGGUUCGCAAGAUAAUGGAUCUCCUCAGAGUCUCAAAUUUCCUUCAGAAAAAGUUGAAGCUUGUCGUCUGGUGUUUCUUUGCUACAGGAACCCUAUCUUUUUCGGUGGGAGAUACCUGAAGUACUCGAGAAAUGUGAGUCAAACACGAUGGAUCAUUGAUGAUGAAAGAAAGGGAGAAGCAUCUGUUGAGGAGAUAGUAGGUGGCAACAUCCUUCCCAUGUGCCAGGGUGACAAUUAUAAGUUUCAUGCUGCUGGGAGAGAGGAUAUUGAUGUUCGAAUGUUGGGUUCAGGUAGGCCUUUCCUUGUUGAGAUACAAAAUGCCCGCCAUAUACCAUCUGAGGCAUUUGUGAAAGAAAUAGAAACAAAGAUAAAUAACUUGGAAAAUAAAUUGGUUGAAGUAAAAAAUUUGAAAGCUGUGGGCAGUGAAGGGUGGGACCUGAUGCGUGAAGGAGAAGCAGAGAAGCAGAAACAAUAUGCUGCAUUAGUAUGGAUUUCACGCCCACUCAAGGAUGAAGACUUGGAAUCUAUUGCCUCAUUCAAGGACAUGAAAGUUUUGCAGAGGACCCCAAUAAGGGUGCUUCAUCGUCGGAGUCCAUUAGAACGUGAAAAGAUAAUACAUUGGAUGAAAAUUGAGAAGAUUGCUGGAAGUAAUCAUUAUUUUCUUUUACAUUUAUGCACUCAGGCUGGAACAUAUAUCAAAGAGUUUGUCCACGGGGAUCUUGGCCGUACACAUCCUAGUGUUGGAUCACUCCUAGGUUGCAGAGCAGAGAUACUGCAACUUGAUGUUACAGAUGUGAAAAUGGACUGUUUCUGACAGAAUGAGGAACACAGGUUUAUUGGGCUUUAGUGAUACAAAUGGCCUUUUGCAAUUGAUGAAAAGAAAGAUGUCUCGUAUUCUCUGCUUCUGAAAUCAACUGCGACUAGUCUCUUCUUUUACUGCUCCGCUUGGUUCUUAGCUGUGUAAUUUUGUCCCCGGCUAUAAUUGGGUUUCAUACCCCCUUUGAGGUAAGUGGGCAUAUGGCUAAUAAUUGUUGAGAUUAAAUUUAUCCUUUCUUAUCGGUUUAACCUUUUGGAAUAAACAGUCAAAUAGAUAAAUUUAAUAGUUUGCUUAUGUUCAACCAUAACUUCCAAAACCAAAACCGUCUGUUCAGAAUUAUCCUUUCUUUCAUGGUUUCAUGGACACAAGGAGUUCAAGGUGAAAGUAAACAGUGCUGAAGUUUUGUAAAUUUUUCUGAUAUGGAUCCUGGACCACUGACUCUUUGUGGUCAUUUUUCAGCUUUGAAAUUCAAAAGGUAAAAUCCUCCGAAUUAUUUCUCUUAGUCGAAAUGAUGUCCUUGCUCCUCUCAUAUAUCUGCUACGAGUAAUAUUAGAUAUAAACAUUAGGUAUGCAAAUCUCGUGCAGAUUUUUCUUUUUAAAAAAAAGUAGAUCUCACUAGGAAAAAUAUUUAUUUGUUUUACACUUUGAUGAUAUCUACUUUUUCUGUUUAAGAUUUGUAUAUUUAGAACUUGUACAAAUAAUUACUUAUAUCUAAUUAUGGUUUUAUUUCAUGUAUUCUUCUGUGUA
This is a messenger RNA of Carya illinoinensis, 2874 nucleotides long. RefSeq names its product tRNA pseudouridine synthase Pus10. The record is from RefSeq and is a predicted model, not a curated record. NCBI's taxonomy places the organism in Eukaryota, Viridiplantae, Streptophyta, Magnoliopsida, Fagales, Juglandaceae. The transcript is spliced from 19 exons. Gene Ontology annotation, biological process: tRNA pseudouridine synthesis. Bases 664 to 2124 code for a protein of 486 amino acids. Gene Ontology annotation, molecular function: RNA binding; pseudouridine synthase activity.